Lachancea lanzarotensis is the source of this 669-nucleotide messenger RNA. RefSeq names its product LALA0S04e09758g1_1. The record is from RefSeq and is a predicted model, not a curated record. The transcript has a single exon. The coding region runs from base 1 to 669 and encodes 222 amino acids. NCBI's taxonomy places the organism in Eukaryota, Fungi, Ascomycota, Saccharomycetes, Saccharomycetales, Saccharomycetaceae.
AUGAAAGUAGCUGUAGUUGGUGCCAAUGGCCGUGUUGGUCAGCACCUUUGUAAACUUCUCAAGAAAAGCGCUGGAUUCACUCCUCUCGCGAUUGUUAGAAGCGAAGAGCAAAGAGCGUAUUUCGAACAUGAGCUGCAGAUUCAGGCCAGCUUGACAAGCAUUGAAGACAGCUCGGUGGACCAGAUUGGAAAAGCAUUGGAAGGGUCUGAUGCAGUGGUCUGGACUGCUGGAGCUGGUGGUAAAGGACAGGAUCGGAUCUUCACGGUGGAUUUGGAUGGUGCAUUAAAGGUCAUAGAGGCAUGUCAGAAAUACAAAAUUUCUCGUAUCAUCAUGGUCUCUGCAAUCAAAGCAGAAUCCCGCGAGUUCUGGUGGAACACAGCCUUGAAGCCAUAUUAUAUAGCCAAGCGAGCUGCAGAUGCCGUGCUGCGUUCCUCUGGAUUGAAUUACACGAUUUUGCAUCCUGGUUCGCUUGGUGAUGGACCUGCCAAGGGCAAACUAGCCGCACCUGAUCAGAUUGAAAGUAAAAGAACAAGCUCAUACUCAAUCGAGAGAGAAGACGUGGCCCAAUUCAUUCAAGUCGCGCUGGAGAACCCUGAUAAAACAUUACAGAAGACCAUCGAACUGGCAAAUGGUGAUGUUCCAGUGAAAGAUUUCUUGCAAAAGAUUUAA